AUGAGUAGUCCACACGGUACUUUAGAAGUAACUAUCGUCGAAGCUCGUCAUCUCAAAGAUGAAGACAUUGUCGGUAAAAAUGAUGCUUUUGUUGAAGUUUAUUUGGAUAAAGAUUAUAAACUACGAACAAAAACUAUUCGAAAUUCCAAUGAUCCAACAUGGAAUGAAAAAUUUACUUUUAAUUUGAGCCGAAGUCAUGAAGAUUUACAUAUAUCUGUGUAUGAUGAUGAUACAGCUGGCAAAGAUUCAAUUGGUUCAGCAAAGAUUGAUUUGAGAAAACAUGACUUUACAAAAGGUCCUUAUGAUGAAUGGAUUAAACUACCAGCUUUAUUGGGGCUUCGUUCGAAAGGUGAAAUUCAUGUUACCAUUGAACAUCAUCAAUAG
This is a messenger RNA of Adineta steineri, 384 nucleotides long. Lineage: Eukaryota; Metazoa; Rotifera; Eurotatoria; Adinetida; Adinetidae. The record is from the annotation of a GenBank genome assembly.